GACGUUCCCUGUUGGCGGCCACGGCCCACGGGACUUGGGAGUCUCCUCUCGGUGCCGCCGCACGGUCAUCCGCCUCACCUGUGCUUUCCUGAAAAUACGGGGCAGUUGUCUCAUCUGUGAGUGCCUAACGGGCUGUCCAUAGGGCCUCCCAGUAGAGGAUUCUCGCAGCUGCAAUGCGAAAUAACUUGUGUCUUGGCAUGCGCAUGCGCCGAAUCCCAACUCGCCAGUAUUUUCGCAGCUCAGAGAUUUCGCAGGACGUGACGACACCGGCGGCAUGAGGGCAGUGCUUGCCUUCCUCCUGGCUCUGUGCCUUGCCCUGGGUGUCAGUGGAGGUAAGAAGUUCAAGGUAGAUCCGAAGAAGAGCAAAGUAUACGGGCCCGGCCUAGAACCUCACAAAAUCGUGUACCCUGCGCGGUAUUUCUUCAUUGAAUCUCACGACACCAAGGGCAACAGAAUCCAGAAAUCCGUGGGUGCGAAUUCCUUCAAGGUGCAGGUGGAGGGACAGAGCAGCGAGGGCACCUACUGCCGGGUGUGGGUUCAGGUGCUGGACCGUUACGAUGGCACCUACGUGGCCAGGUACCGCACCUACCAGACAUGCCGGGACACCAUCAUCCACGUGCUGUACAACGGCCAGCAUGUCGGUGACUCGCCCUACAAGAUACAAGACCCAGUGUAUUCAGAGCAUUGCUACUGCCCUGAGGGUGACAUAGAAGCAUGGCAGGAGGCAGUGGGAUGUCCAGCUGAGUACCCACAGGUCACACGAGACUUGUCCUCCUUCCCUCAGGUGGACUUUGAUGCUAUCCUCAGUGCAGCAGCCAAGCGUUUUGAUGCUGCGGGGUCACGGAGCUUCUGUAAUUAUGUCGUCAAGGAUAAUCAAAUGUAUCGGAAAUGUUACGGUCAGCAUGUCGGUUUCAACAUGUUCAUGGACAACAUACUGCAGUCAUUGUUGCGUAAGAUGCUCCUCCCUGACAUGGAGUUCAUCAUCAACCUGGGUGACUGGCCACUGGUGGAUCCCAAGGUAAAACCGCUGCUGCCAAUCUUCUCGUGGUGUGGCUCUGAGGACACAGCAGACAUCAUCAUGCCAACCUACGACCUGACGGAGGCCACUCUGGAGAUGAUGGGAAGAGUGACACUUGAUAUGCUGUCCGUUCAAUCCAACAACGACAUACCUUGGAGUGUGAAGAAGCCCAAGGCAUUUUGGCGCGGCAGAGACUCACGCAGGGAACGUCUGGACCUCAUUGAUCUGGCCCGAGCACACCCUCACCUCUUCAAUGCUUCCCUUACCAACUUCUUUUUCUUCAAAGAGGAGGAAGAGCAGUAUGGACCAAAAGAAAAGCACAUUUCCUUUUUUAACUUCUUUGAUUACAAGUACCAGAUCAGCAUCGAUGGAACGGUGGCUGCCUACAGACUGCCUUACCUGCUGGGUGGCUCCAGUGUGGUACUAAAGCAGGACUCUCCUUACUAUGAGUUCUUCUACCACGAACUGAAACCAAACAUCCACUACAUUCCUUUCAAGCGGGAUCUCUCAGAUCUCGUUGAAAAGAUUGAAUGGGCAAGAGCAAAUGAUGAUCAGGUAAAGAUAAUUGCUGAAAAUGGGAGGAAAUAUGCCCAGGAGAACCUGAUGCCCAAAGAUGUGUACUGUUACCAUGCUGCCCUGUUCAAGGAAUGGAGCAAGAGGCUCACAUCAAAGGUGCAGGUGCGUCCAGGCAUGGAACAUGUGCCCAUUGAAGAGCACGAGAAGCGGUUUGGUUCUUGCCGGUGCCAUCGUCUUGCCCGUCACGAUGAGUUGUGAGUUUAACUUUAGAGAGACAGGAGGAAGAUGAGUGGUGGCAGCUCUUCCCUGGCCUGAGUGACUUACAACAGGUGAACAAUAGGCAGCUGUUGUCUAUCAUUGUUACACCUCCAGAUGUUCAAUGCCAUCCUCAUUUUAUCAUCCGUCCCACAGUGGUGCUUACCCUCAACCUGAGAAUGCUCUUGUGAUUGAUGGGAUUAUUUUUCUGCCUCCUUGAUGACCAAGAGCUUUGUUCAUUGUUGUAGGUCCUAGUGAUACUCUUUCAACUGCAAAUAGGUAUUUUUUCAUAUACAGGCAACCCCCGCUUAACGAAUGGGUUA
Molecule: messenger RNA, 2112 nt
Organism: Portunus trituberculatus (swimming crab)
Lineage: Eukaryota; Metazoa; Arthropoda; Malacostraca; Decapoda; Portunidae
Product: protein O-glucosyltransferase 2-like
Exons: 10
Coding region: 275-1792 (505 amino acids)
Cellular component (GO): endomembrane system
Molecular function (GO): glucosyltransferase activity; protein binding
Source: RefSeq, a predicted model, not a curated record